GCGGAAUCACUCACCUCUUAUAUUUCUAUAAAAACGUUUUUAAAACUUCACCUUACUUCAAAACUUGUAUGAAUCUCCCAGUCAAACACUGUCUGCCUAAUUUCCCGGCAAAACCCCAACAAACCACAAUUACAAUAUGACCCUUUUACCCUUAACCGUCCUCUUUCUCUUUCUCACCUUACUACCCUUUUCUGUAAUUUCGCAGCUAAACGAACGGUCCACACUUCUUACCCUGAAACGCGGUCUCGGAGACCCACCGUCUCUCCACCUAUGGAACGACACAUCUUCCCCCUGCGACUGGUCCGAGAUCACCUGCGUCGCCGGAAACGUCACCGGAAUAAAUUUUAAGAACCAGAACUUCACCGCGGUUCCGACCAAUAUAUGCGACUUCCCAAACCUGGAAACCCUCGACUUGUCGUAUAAUCUCUUCCCCGGCGAGUUCCCGACCGUUCUUUACAACUGCACCAAGCUCCGACAUCUCGAUCUCUCCCAGAACUACUUCAACGGCUCACUCCCCGCCGACAUCGACCGUCUCUCACCACAACUCGAGCUUCUCGACCUCAGUGCCAACGCCUUCUCCGGCGACAUCCCGAAGAAGAUAGGUGCGUUUUCUAAGCUCACGGUUUUGAAUCUAUACAUGAGCGAAUACGACGGUACGUUCCCGUCGGAGAUCGGAAACCUAUCGGAGCUCCAAGAGCUUCGUUUGGCGUUAAACGAUAAGUUUUUACCGGCGGAGAUUCCGGCGGAGUUUGGGAAGUUGACGAAACUCAAGUACUUGUGGUUCGAGGAGAUGAAUUUGAUCGGAGAAAUCCCAGCCGUUCUUUUCGAGAACAUGACGGAUCUCGAACACGUGGACUUUUCCGCUAACAACUUAUCGGGUCGGAUCCCGGAAGGCUUAUUCGGGUUGAAGAACCUAACCGUUUGCUACCUCUACGUAAAUAACCUAACCGGAGAGAUCCCCAAAUCUAUUUCGGCGAAAAACAUUGUUGAACUCGAUCUCUCGUAUAACAAUUUAACCGGUUCAAUUCCAGAAGCGAUCGGCAAUCUGACGAAAUUAGAGUCUCUAAUCCUGUUGGAAAACCAGUUAACCGGCGUUAUACCGGCGGUUAUCGCAAAAUUACCGAGAUUGAAGGUGCUGAGACUCUUUACCAAUAAGUUAACCGGUGAGAUACCGGCGGAUUUCGGUUUACACUCAAACCUAGAGGCGUUCGAAGUAUCCGAGAAUCAGUUAACCGGGAAACUACCGGAGAAUCUCUGCAAGGGAGGGAAGCUCACCGGCGUGGUAGUAUUCUCGAACAAUCUCACCGGCGUUAUCCCGGAGUCGCUCGGGAACUGCGGGUCCCUCCUAACGGUCCAGCUAUAUGACAACCGUUUCUCCGGUGAGUUUCCUUCCGGGAUAUGGACUUCUAGAGACAUGUACAGUCUCCAGGUGAGUAACAACUUGUUCACCGGGAAGUUACCGGAGAAAGUCGCUUGGAACCUUUCGAGGAUCGAGAUAGAUAACAACCAGUUCUCCGGUGAGAUUCCUCGGACGAUAAGCGCUUGGUCUUCCGUCGAAGUGUUCAGCGCUCGGAACAACCGGUUCUCCGGCGAGAUCCCGACGGAGUUAACGUCUCUUUCGAAACUCAUAUCGAUCUUUCUCGACUCUAACGAUCUCUCCGGAGAGUUACCUGAGGAAAUCAUCUCGUGGAAGUCGCUGGUUACGUUGAGUAUGUCGAAGAACAAACUCUCCGGGAAGAUUCCUAGGGCUCUAGGGUUGUUGCCAGCCUUGGUCGAUCUCGAUCUGUCGGAGAACGAACUCUCCGGCGAGAUCCCGCCGGAGGUCGGGAGCCUGAAGUUCACGACGCUUAACUUGUCGUCGAACAUGCUCACCGGAGAAGUACCGGACCAGCUUGAUAACCUUGCGUACGAGACAAGUUUCUUGAACAACACCAAUCUCUGCGCAGACACACCCGUUGUUAAGUUGCAAGAUUGUCGGAAAGUGCUUCGGAGAUCAAACAAGUUGCCUGGGAGAGUCCUCGCAGUGAUUCUGGUCAUCGCUGCUCUGCUCCUCGCCGUCACUCUGGUCGUCACGUUCUUUGUGGUUCGAGACUACACAAGGAAACCAAGAAGAAGCAGAGGCUUAGAGACGUGGAAACUAACUUCUUUCCACAGAGUAGAUUUCGCGGAACGCGACAUCGUUUCGAAUCUGAUGGAACACAAUGUGAUUGGAAGUGGAGGAUCCGGCAAAGUUUACAAGAUAUACAUCGGAUCCUCUGGACAACACGUGGCGGUGAAGAGGAUAUGGGACAACAAGAAGCUUGACAAGAACCUUGAGAAGGAGUUCAUCGCUGAAGUUGAGAUUCUUGGAACGAUCAGGCACGUGAACAUAGUGAAACUACUGUGUUGUAUCUCGCGGGAGGAUUCAAAGCUUCUGGUGUAUGAGUACUUGGAGAAACGCAGCUUGGAUCAGUGGCUACAUGGCAAGAAGAAAGGAGGUGAUGUAGAGGCUAAUACCUUGAAUUGGGCACAGAGGUUGAAUAUUGCGGUAGGAGCAGCGCAAGGACUUUGCUAUAUGCAUCAUGAUUGUACUCCUGCGAUCAUACAUAGAGAUGUCAAGUCAAGCAACAUCUUGCUUGAUUAUGAAUUCAACGCCAAGAUUGCUGAUUUCGGUUUGGCUAAACUCUUGGUUAAGCAAAACCAACAACCUCAUACUAUGUCAGCUGUUGCUGGGUCAUUUGGUUACAUUGCUCCAGAAUACGCUUAUACAUCAAAGGUGGAUGAAAAGAUCGAUGUGUAUAGCUUUGGGGUAGUUUUAUUAGAGCUGGUUACCGGAAGAGAAGGAAACAACGGAGAUGAACAUACAAACUUGGCAGAUUGGUCAUGGAGACAUUACCAGUCUAAGAAACCGAUCGGAGAGGCUUUUGAUGAGGACAUCAAAGAUGCUUCUAACACGGAGGAGAUGACAACAGUGUUCAAGCUAGGUCUAAUGUGUACUAACACAUUGCCUAGUCACAGGCCUUCCAUGAAGGAGAUCUUGUAUGUCCUUCGCCAACAAGGGCUUGAGGCGACAAAAAAGACUGCCACAGAGGCACACGAGGCACCUCUACUGGUUAGUUUAUCUGGUCGGAGGACAAGUAAAAGGGUAGAAGAUGAAGCUUUAGGUUUUGUAUAAUCAAUAAUCACAAAUUUGAGAUGCUUUUAGGAUUUUUAACGCAUGUGUUGUGCGUAAACAAAGCACAUUUUAGGCUAGUUUACUAGAUAAGUCUUCCUGUUCAGAAUAAAUGAAUGAAAAUACUCUUAAUAAAUUUGAUAUUCCUUA
Molecule: messenger RNA, 3301 nt
Organism: Raphanus sativus (radish)
Lineage: Eukaryota; Viridiplantae; Streptophyta; Magnoliopsida; Brassicales; Brassicaceae
Product: receptor-like protein 52
Exons: 2
Coding region: 137-3154 (1005 amino acids)
Biological process (GO): protein phosphorylation
Molecular function (GO): protein kinase activity; ATP binding; protein binding
Source: RefSeq, a predicted model, not a curated record